This is a messenger RNA of Carassius gibelio (silver crucian carp), 2909 nucleotides long. Its product is annotated as transcription factor AP-2-epsilon. Gene Ontology annotation, biological process: regulation of cell population proliferation; regulation of transcription by RNA polymerase II; anatomical structure development. The record is from RefSeq and is a predicted model, not a curated record. Lineage: Eukaryota; Metazoa; Chordata; Actinopteri; Cypriniformes; Cyprinidae. The coding region runs from base 1163 to 2464 and encodes 433 amino acids. Gene Ontology annotation, cellular component: nucleus. The transcript has 7 exons. Gene Ontology annotation, molecular function: RNA polymerase II transcription regulatory region sequence-specific DNA binding; DNA-binding transcription factor activity, RNA polymerase II-specific.
UCUGUGUUUUUAGUAUGUCCAGUAGGUGGCAUCCUUACAACAAUCUAUUCACAAACAGACAAGGAAUGAUUUUAGUAACAAACUGUCAUAAUCAAAUUCACAACAUGCCAUAUGUGUUUGCACAAGUGCGUUUGUUAGAAAACAUGAGCGUAUUAUUUACCAGAAACAUUUUCGGUUCAAAUUACUAUUUCCUUCCAAAAACUUUAGAUUGUUUGAUGUUCUUUAAUGGUUCUGUGGUUUGAAAAGUGACAUUUUAUAAGGUCAGAUAUAAAGUGCAUUUCCUCAGGUAUCAGGAGGUUUUACAGACAACUUCGUAAUAAUUAUACGAGAGUUACAAUGUUUUAGUUUCAAAUGAAUGAAAUUAAAUGAAAUGAAAUUAUGGGAAAAAAUGCUCUUGUGGCUAGAACUGUCAAAUGUAUAAUCAGUCGUGCCCUUGCAGCAAAUUUGUAGUUACUGUUUUGGCACUUUCAUAACCACUUAAUGCUUAAGAGAUUGAAAUUAAUAGAAAAAAAAUACAGAAGUAGUUCUGGAUGUCAGUUCUGUAUACUUGCGGCUCUCCAAGCGUAGUUAUCUGCAUAAACAGCAUUUUCGGAAGAUAUGAUUAAACCUAAUUAAACAUAUUUUGUUUUCAACGGUACGAAAAAAAAAACAAGAUAUUCAAGUCCAAAAAUCGUGGAUAAUGUGAAAUAAAACAAUCCAUGAAAUGCACAAAUGUGACGUAGCCAAACAUACUGUGAGAACCUGUGUCGAUGACGUUAGUUCAAACUGCCCUCAACCAGACAACACAUCUCUACCUUUCAGUUAAAAUAUUUUAUUAGAAGGAUGACUUUUGCCUGAGCGGGGUUUUAAUGUGGUCACUUGUUUAUUCGACAGUUAUAGCAAAAUUGAUUUUCUGCGCUUAAACUUUACUCGGUGCGUCUUGUCAUCUAAAAUAGGAUCCCAUUUUCCCCCACUUUUGAUUAGCCUCCGCCCAUCUCUCUCUUUCUCUCUCUCUCUCUCUCUCUCUUACACACACACAACUCUUGUCUCUUUUUGUUAAUAAAACUCCCGUGUCUCUCCGGUACCCCCUCUCUCUCUCACUCUCACCGUUCAUUUCGAAGGGCAUAUAGUCUGUUCUCUCCCGUCUUGAACUGAACAAAGGACGACAACUUGAUCCAGAAACAUGUUGUGGAAAUCACGGACCAAGUCAGAACCUUACUGCUUACAGGACCGUGCGGACGGACUGUCCAGCUCUUCUCCGAGCGGGCGACUCUCUCAUCUGUCUUCGCUGAACCAGGCAGCGUAUUCUUCGGCUCCCCCUCUCUGCCACACUCCUGCCUCCGACUUCCAGCCGCCCUACUUUCCACCUCCAUACCCUCAGUCCUCACUGUCUUAUUCCCAGAGUCAAGACACCGGAUACCCGCAUUUACCGGACCCCUAUCCGUCCAUCAACUCCCUCCAUCAGCACCAACAGGCAGCGUGGCACUCUCAGCGCUCUCGUUCAGAGGACGCGGGGCUUCUGUCGCAGUCACACCGCGCUCUGAGCUUAGAUCCGCGGCGGGAGUAUCCGGGCGUUCCGCGGUUGCUCCAUCAUGGACUGGGUGAAGGAGCAGCGGCACUCGGUGAAGGUCCUCUGGGAAUGCACGCGGUUGGUCAUCACGGUCUGGAUGACAUUCAGGGUAUGGAGGAGGCAUCCGCUUUGGGGAUCCUGGACCAUUCUGUUAUCAAGAAAGUUCCAGUCCCAUCAAAGCUAAACGGCUCAAUGGUCUCUGCCUUGUCCCUCACUAAAGAAGGCCUUGGCCUGGGCGGUGUGUCCAACCCCGCAGAGGUUUUCUGUUCUGUCCCAGGACGCUUGUCGCUCCUCAGCUCCACAUCUAAAUAUAAGGUCACAGUUGGAGAGGUGCAGAGACGCCUGGCCCCACCUGAGUGCCUCAACGCCUCGCUGCUUGGAGGAGUCUUGCGCAGAGCCAAGUCAAAAAAUGGAGGCCGCUGUUUACGAGAACGUCUGGAGAAGAUCGGCCUCAACCUUCCUGCUGGUCGGCGAAAGGCAGCCAACGUCACACUCCUCACAGCGCUGGUGGAAGGUGAGGCGGUUCAUCUGGCACGGGACUUUGGGUAUGUGUGUGAGACUGAGUUCCCCGCCCGGGCCACCGCAGAGUAUCUGUGUAGACAAAGUGACCCAGAUCAGCUGCCCACACGACGUAGUAUGCUGCUGGCCACCAAGGAGAUUUGCAAGGAGUUUUUGGACCUGAUGUCGCAGGACAGGUCGCCGUUGGGUGCAAGUCGCCCCACCCCCUGCCUGGAGCCCGGGGUGCAAAGCAACCUGACCCACUUCAGCCUCCUCACCCACGGUUUCGGCACACCCGCCAUUUGUGCCGCCCUGUCAGCCUUCCAGAGUUACUUGCUAGAGGCCCUAAAACUGCUGGAUAAAGGAGAGGGAGGAGGAAAAAUCCACCAUGACAAGGAACUCAAGCACCGCAAAUGAACAAUCUGGAGAGAGACACUACCUCCCUCACUUUUAGGAGCGUAUGAGUGUAUUUAAGUGUACGAAUGUGUGCGUUACCCCACCAUUUUGCGCCUGUACGAACUGGUUGCAUUCAUCUCUGAUGAAAUCCAAGGUCUCCAGAGAAAGCAGAAAUGCCUCCAUACUUCCUGCUGAAUGCGGACCACAAACUCCCUCUGGAUCCCCAUGACUGACUAAUACAGGGCCCUUGUCAGUGUUCUCUGGAGAUCGGGCCCCUAAACCAAUCGAAUGACACAAAAGAUGGCACGGACAAUGAAGGAUGGCAGUGUACAAGUAAUUAGGUAUUGAUAAAUGAAUUUGAAAUAUCAUUUUGUACUCCAUGUUGUAUGUUUAUUAUCAAUAUUACUGUUAUUCUUAUUGCCGUAUUACAAUGUAAAUGUAAUAUAUUAUUAAACCAACAACUGAA